Molecule: messenger RNA, 1368 nt
Organism: Microthlaspi erraticum
Lineage: Eukaryota; Viridiplantae; Streptophyta; Magnoliopsida; Brassicales; Brassicaceae
Source: the annotation of a GenBank genome assembly
AUGCUUCAAGAGUACUUGAGAAAUCAAGAAGAGAGUACAAAGAAGAUGGAGAGGAGAAUCGAUUUCAUCCAUGAGAGCCUUGGAAACAAAUCUGAAGUCCUAUUCAAGCAAGUGAUCAAGCUUGAUGAAGACAUUAAGAAGUUAAGAGAGGAUCAUGAUCGAUCUCUGACCCUAGUUAAGCUUGAUGUUGCUGCCAAAUAUCAAGAGUUGCUGAACAAGAGCAUGAGAAUUGAAGAUACUAGCUAUGGCAAUAGCAAGCACCUUGGAUCAAUCUACAACCGCCUACAAGCCCUUGAAGGAUCAUCUCUCCAAGUACAAGAGAGAGAGGAGUCCAACACCCAACCACCCUCCCUUUUAUUGCAAUGCCAUCACAAGAAGAAGCACAAUACUCAAGUCCAUGAGGACAAUGAAGAAGAAGAAAGAGAGUAUGAGGAACAAUUGAAUGAUGAAGAUGAAGAGCAGAGCAUCGACAUCAAUGCUUCUCCAAAACAGAGCAUGGAUACACCUAGCCCUAGAGACCCUCGUUUCUCACCACCAAGAAGUCAAGCUUCUACACUUCCAAGAUUGGAAGCAAUGCAAAGACCAUCACCACCUACUGAAGAAGAAGAUACUUGGCAGUAUGAUCCCAUUGAUCCCAACAAGAUAAGCCCCAUGAAGCUUAAAGAGUUCAAUGCUAAGGAAGGCACGAUUUCCCCUUGCCCCUCAUGCAGUCAAUCAACCACCAUCACCACCAUCAUCACCACCACCCAAGUGCAUGUCUUUCCAAACAAGCUUGGCGCCACUACCCAUUCACCACCUUCUUCCACAACUGCAAGAGAGACACCUGAGGACAUCAAAGAGCUUUUUGAGAAAGCUAAAGUUCAGCCAACCUUCAAGACCCUCUACAAGAUUGAAGACCCAGGUCAAUUCUCUAUUCCCUGUCAAGUAAAUGGUCAUUACUUUGAUAGAACACUAUGCGAUUCUGGCUCUUGCAUAAACCUCAUGCCAACCCAAACCGCCAAACUCCUUGGCAUCACACGCUUGCAACCUGCUCAAAUUAGUAUUGGACUUGCUAACCAUACUAUAGCCAAGCCAAGAGGAGUUGUUGUUGAUGUUCUUCUAGAGAUUGGAGAUAUCAAGAUCCCGGUGGACUUUCAUGUCAUGAACAUUCAAGGAGGAUGUGACACACCAUUGAUACUAGGCCGACCCUUUUUGGCCACUGCUGGAGCUGUCAUGGACCUUCCAAACAGGCGAAUGUCCUUAGCCAAUGUUGACAAGACAGUCUUUUACAAGACCAUACCAUUCAUCUCACCAAACAAGCUGUCUUACCUCAUCACUGCCCAAGGCCGCCCAAGAGAAGCCACCAGACCACACUCAAGGUCACAAUGA